AUGCAGCUGCGCUUGGUGGGUAGCAUCCAAGCAACCCAUGAAAGGUGCGCCAAACUCUGUGAGCCGAGACCGGCUCCAACGGUCGACUCCGGACUCCCACGUGGCGAACGUUUGAGGGGCGCACGUUGGGGUCCGGGUGUGGCCGGCGCGCUUCUGGCCGUCAGACGUCAGCAUCUUCGCAGCGGCCGGUCAGCGCGCAGUCAGGCGGUCGAGACUCUCUUCCAAAGCGGCAAAGCGGCGACCAGAUCGGCGCAGGCAGACCCUUUGUGUUGGUUAGAAGAGCUGGAGACCCCAGCGGUGAGAUCCUGGGUCGAGGCGCAGAAUGCGCGGAGCUUGUCCCAGCUGGGCGAUCCCAGGCAUUCUCCGCUCUGGCCGCGGCUCUGCGAGACGGAGACCACCGACACCGAGGCGGAUCCGCUGCGCAAGUUGCCUCAAGCCACCGAGAUCGGAGGCUACUUCUACGACUUUUGGUCGGAUGCCUCCCACGUGCGCGGCGUGUGGCGCCGGACCUCGCUGGAGAGCUUCCUCACCGCGAGUCCGGUGUGGGAGGUGGUUUUGGACCUGGACGAGCUUUGCCGAGCGGAAGGUGAAAGCUAUGUUUGGAGAGGCUUUGACGUGGAGGCGGUGCAGGAGCCGCCGGAGCGUGCGAUGCUGCUGCUCUCGCGCGGUGGGCAGGAUGCCUUCGUGGCGCGGGAGUUCGAUUUGACGCGCCGAGCCUUCGUGGAGGAAGCGGAAGGAGGCUUUGUGGUGCCAGAAGGAAAGAGUGUGGUCUCCUUUUGCUCCAGAGACGUGCUCCUGGUGAGCGGCGAUUUUGGACCUGGCACCCUCACCAACGCUGGAUAUCCUCGCUGCGUGCGAGUCUGGCGAAGAGGCACGCGUCUCACGUCGUCUCCGUUGCUCUUUGAGGGUGAUGCACAUGAUCAUGUGGUCUUCGGCUAUGUGCCCAGCAAAGCUUUGCAAGUGGUGCAGCGCUCCUUGAACUUUCAUGCCGCAGAGUGGUACCUCCGAGAGGGCGACGGCCUCGAGAGACCGUUGCAGAAGCUGCUGGUGCCCCAAGACGCGGAAUUGUCGAUCUUCAAAGAUCUUCUGGUGCUACAUCUUCGUAGCGACUUCCAACACUUUCCUCAAGGAGCUGUGCUUGUUCAAGGUGCCGCAAAAGCACUGGCUGGAGGAGAAUGGCAGCUGCUUUGGGCGCCAGAGAGGGACCAACACCAACGCUCCUCCACACUGCGAAAGCUCGUGGCCACGCGUAGCUUUCUGGUGUUGCAAAUCCUCGACUUGACCCUACAAGGACAGCUCUUGGUGUUCCAGCAUGAUGAGGCUACGCAGCAAUGGCGGCAACACUGGAGUUCAAGCGGCGAUGACAGCUUGGUCUCCCUCUCCGUGCGUGCGGUAUCCUGCCGCUCCGAUGGUCUGUGGCUGGGCCGUGCGGGGUUCCGGCAACCACCGGCCUUGUUCUAUGCCGAGGACAUUGCCCAGUGGAAGGAUGGCAAUUGGCACUGGCUCUUCGAAGGUGGUGGAGCGCGACUGGUGAGACGUUUGCCGCAGCUCUAUGAGGCUGCGCCGGUGGAAGAGAUGCGCUUGGAAGCACGCUCUGCAGACGGCACCUUGGUGCCUUUCACCUGUCUACGCCCUCGCAACUGCGGAGAGGCGCCCCCAACCUUGGUCUAUGCCUAUGGAGGUUUUGGCAUUCCCUUGUUGCCCAACUACAAUGCGAGCAUCGGAGCUGCCUGGUUGGAACGUGGCGGCCAGUACAUCGAGGCCAACCUCCGCGGCGGCGGCGAGUUCGGCCCCGCCUGGGAGCGCGCGGGGCGCGGGGCGCUGGGGCGGCUCAAGGUCUAUGAGGACUUGGAGGCGGUCGCUGAUGAACUGGUGGCCCGAGGGUUGGCAGCACCAGGAGACCUCGCCUUGAUGGGCCGUUCCAAUGGCGGGCUCCUGGUGGCCAACGCGCUCGUGCGCGAGGUGCGCGGUGCGCGCGGUGCGCGGCGCUUCCGCGCCUUCGUGGCGGAGGUGCCGCUGACGGACAUGAGGCACUACCAUACCUGGCUGGCAGGGCAUAGCUGGCUGGAGGAAUAUGGAGAUCCAGAGCAGAAGUGGGAGGAGUUGAGGCAGAUCUCUGCAUAUCACCUGGCUCAAGAGCUUCAGGCGAGAGAGUCAGAGGAUCCACGUGCUCUUCGUGUUCUCUUUACCACCUCCACUCGAGAUGAUCGAGUGCAUCCGUGCCACGCGCGGAAGAUGGUGAAGCUUCUCCAAAGCUUGCAGCUCCCGAACCUCCAGACCUUUCUCUAUGAAAGUCAAGAGGGAGGCCAUGGCGGUGCAGCCUCCAUCGGUGAGCGGGCCCUUCUUCGGACCUUGGAGUACGAAUUCUUGUGGCAGAGCCUUACGAGCUGA
Messenger RNA from Durusdinium trenchii, 2391 nucleotides. The record is from the annotation of a GenBank genome assembly. NCBI's taxonomy places the organism in Eukaryota, Dinophyceae, Suessiales, Symbiodiniaceae.